CUCUCAAGUAAGAACGUCGUCGAUGAAAUUGAAUAUUAUGUCAUAGACAGCAAAUCUUACAGCGUGGAAUGCAAUCUAUAGCCACGGCAUGUUCGAUCCACGACGAUCUAUGACCAUUAAUGAUUCUCCCGCGCAAUUAUCUCCCAGCCGAGUAUGCAAAAUGCGUGAAAGCAUCUGUUCGCUGAGAAAAACGUCAAAGGCCUCCCGAUUUUUCCUUCGCGGUCCCCUUCACGCUUUCCUCUUCUACCUCGGCGGAUCGUUUCAUAGAUAAACCGCGGAGAACAUUUUUCUCGUUUGUUACAUCACCCGCUGCAUGCUCGGAGGACUCGCUCGUACCAUCAUCAUUCAGUCGUGCGAACUCGAAGCCGCAGGGAUCACCGCGGGAUGUCGUCCUUCGUGUUACAGCGUAAAUGGUGCGAUAUUCUGUGCCUGCUGUGCUACCUGAUCGCGCAACAUCGCGCGGAUGACGACGUCAGGCCUUACGAAUUCUCCUUCAAUAUCGUUGACUUUCAACAUAGAUUUGAGAAGAAAGACGCCGAUGGGACCAUUACCGGGGAAUACGGAUUUAUCACGGCCGAUAGUGUCUAUCAUGAGACUGGAUACAAGACCGACAAAGAUGGGGACUUUAUUAUUACAAAACAGAGGAAUCGGAAAAUAACAAGUUUGAAGGACGCGCAGGAGAUAUUCAAGGAUAGGCCGGAAGCAGCGAAGAAAUUAAUCGAAGCCGUGAUGAAGGCCUGCGGUGGCUGCAAAAUACCAAUAAAGCAAGAGGACAAUCGGCCGAAACCAAAGGCGGUCACGGAGUUGCCGCCGCAGAAGAAAAUGGAUCCAAUAUUGAAGCAGAUGAUGAAGACACUGACAGCUAACAUGCCUGCCAAAAAUAUCUCAGAAAAAAAUAAAAGUAUUAAGAAAGAGGAUGUGAAGAAUAUCACGAAAAGCAUGGUACGGGCUGCGAAGAAGUUGCUGUCCGAGGAAGAUAAAGUCAUCGUGAAUGAUCGGAUGCUGGAGAAAAUGGCGGACGAUCUGUACUAUCAGUUUAAUUAUACGAUAACGUCGCACGGCCAUCACGAGGAUGGUUAUCGUAGCGGCAGGAAAGACGGUAGCUAUCGAUCUCAGAACGAAAACGGUAUCGACACGCAGGUGAGGUAUCUGUCCAACGAAUUUGGGCAUCAGCCCAAUAUCACGUUCAUUCCGCAGGCAAACGCGGCUGACGAGAAGCAUGCUCUCAAAGGAUACUCGUUUCGUUGGUAUUGGUAGUAAAUCAGCGAUUUUAUGUAAUGCUGACUUUACCUUAAUCAAGAUUUGUUACAGAAUACGCUAACACUUAUUUAAGCGACACAAGCCACGUCUAGGAAUUUGCAAAUUUCGACUUUUAAAGUUUAUUGUCCUAAAAAACAAAAUAAAUCCGCUUAAAAAGAUAAAUAAUUUAAUGACAGAAGAAUAUU
Monomorium pharaonis (pharaoh ant) is the source of this 1445-nucleotide messenger RNA. It is a transcript of the gene l(3)mbn, whose product is annotated as protein lethal(3)malignant blood neoplasm 1. Lineage: Eukaryota; Metazoa; Arthropoda; Insecta; Hymenoptera; Formicidae. Gene Ontology annotation, molecular function: structural constituent of chitin-based larval cuticle. The transcript has 5 exons. Bases 385 to 1257 code for a protein of 290 amino acids. Gene Ontology annotation, cellular component: chitin-based extracellular matrix. The record is from RefSeq and is a predicted model, not a curated record.